Patiria miniata (bat star) is the source of this 1645-nucleotide messenger RNA. Its product is annotated as ADP-ribosylation factor 4-like. Gene Ontology annotation, biological process: intracellular protein transport; vesicle-mediated transport. NCBI's taxonomy places the organism in Eukaryota, Metazoa, Echinodermata, Asteroidea, Valvatida, Asterinidae. Gene Ontology annotation, cellular component: plasma membrane; cytoplasm. Gene Ontology annotation, molecular function: GTPase activity; GTP binding. Bases 215 to 763 code for a protein of 182 amino acids. The transcript has 6 exons. The record is from RefSeq and is a predicted model, not a curated record.
CUCACUGUGAAUGUGACGUCAUCUAUGGGCCAACGUGAGCUAAGAUUACGUGGCAGCGGACUUGCUGUGUUGGAAAUCGUGUGUAAAUUGCCGAUUUUUACCCUAAAUUCUGGCUUUACGAACGAGUACAGAGGAACCUAUUUGAAGUGUCCUGAUUUUUGUCCCUACAACGUCUGAAGUCUCACUCGAAAAAGCGGAAAGAAAGCACUACAAAAUGGGACUUUCGAUAUCAAAUCUCUUCAAUAGAUUUUUCGGCAAGAAAAAUAUGCGGAUAUUAAUGGUUGGACUUGAUGCUGCAGGGAAGACCACAAUUCUUUACAAACUCAAACUCGGAGAAAUAGUCACAACGAUACCCACCAUUGGUUUUAAUGUUGAAUCAGUGGAAUACAAGAACAUCAAUUUCACUGUCUGGGACGUUGGCGGCCAAGACAAAAUCCGACCACUCUGGAGACACUACUUCACAAACACGCAGGGAUUAAUCUUUGUAGUUGACAGCAACGACAAGGAAAGGAUCGAAGAGGCAAAAGCAGAACUUAGCAAAAUGUUGGAUGAGGAUGAGCUCAAGGACGCCAUCUUGCUUGUGUUUGCCAACAAACAGGACUUGCCAAGCGCAAUUUCCGUCAGCGAGGUGACAGACAAGCUAGGAUUGAACAACCUGAGGAACAAAAAGUGGUACGUCCAAGCAGCAUGCGCGACGCAAGGCACCGGACUCUACGAGGGUCUAGACUGGUUAUCGGAAGAGCUGGCUAAGGCGUUCACUUAAACUCUUGUCUCUGCUUUAUGUCUCACGUGUCCUGUCCUCGAGUGUGACUUAUCUGUGUAGAGCUCACCUAUGUACAAAAUGUUUUCAUUCUUUGGGGCCUUCAAAUGUUUUGUUUGUUUGAGUGUGUGCGUCAGUGCUAAUGUUGAUUUUGUUAUCAUUAACCCUAACUCCCUAGCGUGAUUUACUAGGAACCAUACCCAUCCUGGCAAAUUCCAACACCAUAUGGGAAACUGCACACAUAUUUUUGACUUUGAUUCUUGAGGUGUGCCAACCCAAUGUAAAAGACUGUCAGUUUAGGGGUACUGCACCCAUCCCGACAGAUUCCAACAAAACAUGCCGUUGGGUUUUGAUGGGUUGAGUUCUGUUAGGGUUAACGGGCAGGCUCCGUGCACGACUCCAAGAUCGUGAGGUUAAUGCAUCAAAAUCACUCUUUAGCAAGGGUGCUUGAGUAAGGGGGAAUUUAUUGCUGUGCACAACAGUCAUCCGCAUACUCAAUCUGCUCACCAUUUCCGUGCAGUUUUCUUGGUUUUGAGUCGCGCAAACACUGGUUUGCGCUUCACGUGCUACCUGUGCCAUGACAAGCUCCCUCGCUUGUCUCUCACAGGCCACAUACCGCCCUCUACAGAUGCUGCCUGGAGAGUAUGAGUUGAGUAACGUGUCCAAAAAGCAUUAAUUUGCAGUAAACAGCCGCAAUGUAAUUUGCAUCACAGAAGGCAACGGUUAUCAUCAAUAGUAAUCAUCAGAUACAAUUGUUGCUGUCUGAAAGUUUUGCUACCCUUGUUACUGCAUGACCUCAUCCAGACGCGAAAAUCUGAAAGGGUAACAAAGUCAAUAUUUUUUUAAUUGCGUACAGAUACUCAAAACAAAGCAAGGAAAAUUGUU